Musa acuminata subsp. malaccensis (wild Malaysian banana) is the source of this 1490-nucleotide messenger RNA. RefSeq names its product BTB/POZ domain-containing protein At1g55760. Gene Ontology annotation, molecular function: protein binding. The record is from RefSeq and is a predicted model, not a curated record. NCBI's taxonomy places the organism in Eukaryota, Viridiplantae, Streptophyta, Magnoliopsida, Zingiberales, Musaceae.
CAGCCUCCACUGCAGUGGUGCGUAGAAGCAAUUCGUGGGGCUUUGCGUGCUGAAUUCCUCUACGUUGCUCUUCUGUUCGUUUCUGCUCUCUCUCUCUCUCUCUCUCUCUCUCUCUCUCUCUCUCUCUCUGUGCCGGUAGGAGUAGUAGUAUUUGUGCUACUCUGUUUUGCCCUGUUUUGUUGGGUGUGUACAUGAGUAGGGGGGGGUGGGGGAGAGGGAGAGGAAGAGGAAAGAGAAGUGAAGCUGGGAAAGGCGGGGGAGCUGCUGGGGAUCUUCGACUGCAUCAAUGAAGUCACGGCAGCGAUCGCGGCAGCAGCGUCAUCGUGGGAGGGCGAGAUGAGCGAGCAGGCGUAUCGUGUGGAGACGGCGCCGCGGCUGGCGCAAUGGAGGAUCGACAACAUCUCCUCCUCCUGCACCUACCGCAAGUCCGACCCCUUCAAGGUCGGCCUCUGGAACUGGUAUCUCACAGUGGAGAAGAACAAGCAGCUGUAUGUGAAGCUGUACCCCGAGAUGUCGAGCCUAACAAGAGAGCAGCCACCGGUCGCCUCCUUCAACAUCAAGCUCGUCUUCUCCUCGUCCCCUAAUCGCCGGACCAUCGUCCACCCAGCCGUUUGUGACAAGCAGCUAAAGAACAACGAUGACUUCGUGUGGGCAAUCGACAAUUCCUUCACUGGCAGAUUCAUUAUUGACAUCGAGUUCCUCGAUCUGAAGACUGUGCCUCCAUCUGGUGGCGAGCCGUCCUCCAUCUGGUCCAGCCACCACAUCGAGAAGCACUCAGAGAACACAGCCCUCGCCUCCUUUGCUCAGAUGCUGGCCGAGGGCAUCCACACCGACAUCACCAUCAACGCCGCCGCCGAUGGCAGCAUCGGCGCCCACCGCGCCGUCCUGGCCGCGAGGUCACCGGUCUUCCGCAGCAUGUUCUCCCACGAUCUCAGGGAGAAGGAGCUCUCGACGGUGGACAUCUCCGACAUGUCGUUCGAGGCUUGCCAAGCCUUCCUCAACUACAUCUACGGCAACUUCCAGCCCGAAGAGUUCCUCCGCCACCGGGUAGCGCUCCUCGGUGCCGCAGACAAGUACGACAUCGCCGACCUCAAGGAGGCGUGCCAUGAGAGCCUCCUGGAGGACAUUGACGCUGUGAACGUGCUCGAGAGGCUCCACACUGCUUACCUCUACGGUUUGCCCAGGCUGAAGGGUGGAUGCAUGAGGUACCUGGUGAACUUCGGCAAGAUUUAUGAACUAUGGGAUGACUUCAAUGCGUUCCUACAGACUGCUGACAGAGAACUCAUAGCUGAAAUCUUUCAUGAGAUUCUUGUUGCCUGGAGAGGCUUCUAAAAUCUCUUAGUUGUGUAUAAGAAAUGCACUUAUUUGGCUCAAACCCUCUAUGUAUGUAUGUGUUGCUGAUCAAACAAUGUACAGAACUGUAUCACCAAAGGUGUGUAUGCAUUCUUUAAUUCAAGAACUUGCAUGAAAUAGAGAAACCUGGUUUUCAU